This is a messenger RNA of Didymodactylos carnosus, 5988 nucleotides long. The record is from the annotation of a GenBank genome assembly. Lineage: Eukaryota; Metazoa; Rotifera; Eurotatoria; Philodinida; Philodinidae.
AUGGGACACUUCCGUAGGUUCUAUCCUAAGUGCGCCGUAAUUUGUUAUAUCGAAUUAUUAUGUCGAUUAUGUCAUACAAUUCAAACAUCGGACGGUCAUUGUUGCAUCAUGGCUGAAGGUGCUUUAGAUAAUUCAUUAAUUUAUCUUUUUGCUUCGGUAACUGGUAAUCAACUGGUCACAUUCAAAACAAGUCAUUAUGUAACAACAGCAAAAAUGAUUCAACAAUUUAUUAAACAUAAACUAACACAGGCAUACAUCGAAGCAGGCAUUAGGAGUGAAAAAAUGCUACUAUUAAUAACAGAAGAAGAUUUUCAACAUACUGAUUUAAUUAUACACGUAAUGAACUUAUUAAAUUCAGAAGAAAUGACGAGUCUCUUUUCCUUGGAAGAAGAAACGAGUGUAUUGAAUUCUGUCAGAACACAAGUACAACAAGCGGGUCUCACUUUCUCAAAACAAGUGGCAUGGGAGUUCUUUUUACGUAAUGUAAAAGAUAAUAUUCGUGUGUUAAUAUUAUUAAAUGAUACUAGCGAAAGAUUUCAGCAAUUAUGUUUGGAUUAUCCAGCUUUAUUCAAUAAUAUUUCAUUAAUUUAUCUACAACAUUGGGAUUAUAAAACAUUGGUUAAAAAUGCCAUGUAUCAUUUAAAAGAACUAUCAUGGUUAGAUAAAGCAGAUGCUGAAAAUACGGCUCAUUUGUUAGCAUCAAUGCAUUCUUCAAUUCAUACACAUAAUGAAGAACAACUACCACAUGUUAAUAAUCAUACAUAUUCAAAAUUUGUUGAAAAAUUUGUUUUGAUAUUGAGUGAUAAAUCAUUAUUUGUUAAACAAUCACAUGAAGAUGUCACACGUUUAUUAGAACAAAUUCAAUAUCAACAUACAACAGCAGCAAAAUUAAAGUCGGAAUUGGAACAUGAAAAAAUGGUUCUAGAUGAAAGAUUAAAAAGUACUGAAAGAAUGCUUGUUCAAAUUGGUCAAGAUAUGGUUAUGGCUGAACAACAAAUACGAGCCCAUAAAUCUCAAACAAGACGAACUGUCCAAUUAAAGAGACUUUUACCAGAAUAUCAGUUGACACAAGAAAAGAAUAUUUACAAAAUGUUGGCAACAGCAACAGAUGCACGAAAAUUAAUGCAAAAUAUUGAUAUGAAUUCUCUACAAGAAUUACGAUCCAUUCAAAAACCAGAACAACAAUUAGAAGAUAUUUUAGCAUCGGUGAUUAUGAUAUUGAAAUCACCAACGGCUGAUGUGAGUUGGCAAAAAGGUGCUAAACGACAAAUGGCUAAUAUCGAUAGAUUUUUGGAAGAAACUCAAUCGUUCGAAAAAUUAGCACUGACAGAAGAAUCAAUAAAAUUGAUUGAUAGUGUUAUUGAUCGUGUACAAUUGUCAGAUAAUACGGAUUAUUCAGAAAAACAUUAUCCAUCAAUGGUAUCACUUUACAAAUGGGUCAAACGUGUUCUACAAUAUCAUUCAAUUUUGUUGAAAAAAGUUCGUCCAUUACAUAAUAAAUGUAAAGAAAUCGAACAAGAUGUGCUUGAACAAGAUCAAAAAUUAAUUUUAUUAAACAAAAAGAGUGAGGCAUUAGAAGCGCGUUUAAAAGAUUUAUCACAAAAUUUUGAAGAAGCAACUGUCGAUAAGAAAGAUCAAGAAGAAAAAGUAUUGUUAAAAACAAAUCAGUUGCAAACAGCUUCACAACUAAACACGAUUUUAUCUCGUGAAUAUGAACGUAAUAUUCAAAUAUUUGAGUCACUAAAAGAUCGUGUUCAUAGUUUACCAGCAAGUUGUGCUUAUGCAGCUGGUUUUCUUACCUACAUUGGACCCUAUUCAUACGGAUUUCGACGUUUAAUGUUAACCAUUCAUUGGGCCAAAUGUAUUCGAGAUAGAGGUUUACCGGUAAUAUUUGAUGAAAUAUCAAGUGUUAAAGGACGAGUUAUAAAUUGGCAAUUUGACGGUGGAAGAAAAAGUGUACAAGGCAAUAUGAAUGGUCGUAGUUCGUCCGCUUCACGUUUAUUAACCGAUGCACAACAACAACAACAACAACAGUUACCUGAAACAGGCGAACUGAUACCUGGACAAAGUCAAGUACUAACAAAUAUAACAGAAGAACAGACGGAUGAUGAAACCGCGGCAGUGGCAGCAGCACCAGAUGAAGAGCUAGCAAAACAAAAUCAACAAGAAACGAAUGAAAAUUUAAUGAUAGAGCAAAAUCUGAAUAACGAUGAUAACAACAACAACGAGAUGGCCGAUGCGGAAAUACCAUUGAGUGAAUUAAGUCAAAUAAUGAAUGCAACUGAAUAUCAACAAUUUUUAUUCUCUUUAAUUAAAUUUAUUAUUGGAGAUGAUACAUUUUUAAAAUGGCUAAGUGAAGGCGUCUUAUCAUCCCAAAUUGAGAAUAAUACAAUAAUAAUUAAAUCUACAAAAUAUCCAGCACUCUUACUAGAUCCAUUUUCUGCAGCAACCACUUGGAUUCAAAACUAUUAUAAACCAGAAACAAUCGAUUUUGAUCAUGGAACGAAUGAUGCUGUUAUGUUAAUUGAACAAUCAUUUCUCAAUGGUACAACUUUGAAAAUAACAAAUUGCAAAUCAUUGGAUAGUAUUUUAUAUCCAUUGGCACAGUGGAAAACGACAUUAAAUGAACAAAAUCGAAAAGAUGAUAGUAAUUUGAUUAUUUACUGUGGUCGUCGUUUAUAUUGUUCACCCAAUUUUUCAUUUUUAUUUCAAACUGAUUAUUCAUCAUUGAAAUCGAUCGAUCGUUCGUUAACUUUAUUAACUACAUGUUGUAAUUAUCAAUAUUCGGUCGAGAAUCUAUUAGAUGAUUUAAGAACAGAAGUAUUUCACUGUAUAAAACCAAAAUUGUAUCAAAUGAAAUUAAAUAUCCUUAAAUCAGUUCUUAUUGGUGAACAAAGAGUGAAAUCAAUCGAUGAACUGUUAAAAGAUAAAUGGAAAAGUGAUGGUUUUCAAGCGAAUGAAGUGAUGAUUACAUCUGUGGCUUUGGAAAGAAAAUACAAGCUCGGUGAAAUAUUAGAUGAAUGUUAUCGUCUCUUAGAUCAAAUAGAAUUAGAAAUUGAUAGUCUCUUUCCAUUUGCUCAGCAUGCAGCUGUUCUCUAUUCGGUUAUUCAACGAAUGAAUCUAUUAUCGCCAGAUUAUAAAUUUUCAUUACAAUUGAUUUACGAUCUCUUAGAUCAAUACUGUGGAAAAAUUAGUAUUGAUACAAAAGAAUCACCAACUUCACAAACCGAAAAUGAUCGUGAUCCAGACUUUCCUGAACUACCCACUCUACUAGAUACAAGUAAUUUAAAAUAUGACAAUGAUAUGACGACACCGGUUAUGGAUGAAAAACAAAUACAAGAAAAGAUUCAAAAAAUGAUCGAAUCAUUCGUUAAAAAAUUAUUACCUCAAAUAUCAGCAAAACAUCGACUUCAUUUCUUAGUUUUAUUGCAAUUUUUUAUUAAAACAGCAUCGCCAAGUGAAUCAAGUGCAUCAAACGCAUUGGAACUGGAAUUAUUAGCGACAGGUUUACCAGCCAUUGAUACUGAAGCAUUAAAUUUUCCCUCGAUUAAAAAGCCACAAUGGUUAGAUGAAUCCAAAUGGUUUGAUUUAUGUUCAUUAACACAGUUAUUCUCUGAUCAAGAUUUACUUGGACAACUAUCACGUGUAAUAAUGACAAAUGAAAUUGAAUCGAAACAAUGGGAAGAAUGGUAUGAUGAACCACAAACAAAAACGAUACCAAAUUUAAAAAUUAAUGGAGAAGAAAAAGUGUUAAAUGAAUUUGAAAAACUGUUAUUAAUACGAAUAUUGAGACCUGAUUAUUAUCUAUUGUCAUUAACAGAUUAUGUUUUCAAAGAAUUUAAUUUACGUGAGAUGACCAUUGAUAUUAAAUUAUUUAAUGACGAACAAAAAUCGUGUGUGAUAGUUAAUUUACCUGAUAUGAAUGUUGAUGCAAGUUUAAAUGACAAAUAUGAUGGAUACUUGACAACAAAAACACAUGUCAAUGAUGUUAUUGAAAAAUUUGUACAAGGCAAAUACAAAAGUGUUCGUGUUAUUGACUGUCCACUGCUGAAUAUUCAGACAACAGCUCAGAAACUGCCAACGUCAGAUAAUGAGAAACAACAACAGUAUGAUAUGAUAAUGUUGAAGAAUUUUGAUACAAGUUCAUUAUCGAAUAAAAUAGUGUUGACAAUAUUCGAUGAUAUCAGACAUAAUCGUCUAUCAUAUCAUGUUUUAAUUACAAAGAAAUCCUUUGUCGAACUACCAAUUCAUAUUUCUGUCAAUUCUCUUCUAUUUGACUACGAUAGUUUACUGUUUACAAUCGAACAUAGAUCUUCUUCCACUUCUCUUCCAUCAAUUGAACUCCUUAAUUUAACUUAUUAUGAUCGUACACAAUUUAUUCGACAUACAUUAGCUAAUAUAGUACAAAAUUCUUCACCAAUAUUAUCUCAAUGUAAAAAGAAUCAAAUUACUAUUCUUUAUGGUUGUAUUCUCAUUCAAGGUAUUCUACUUUCAAUUCAACUCUUUAAUCGAUCAAAUUUAGCGAACUGGAUACCAUGGACAAACAAUUUUGCUCAACAUAUUUUAACUAUUUUGUCAUCGGAUCAAUCAGGAUCAGAUCCAAAAUAUUCUAAACCAAUUAUUGAACAAAUCUUUCAUACAUUUAUCACCGAUCCAAAUGAUUUUUCGUAUGUUCAACAUUGUCUUGAUGAAUUAUUUCAACAACAACAACAAGCCACAACAAAAUUACGUUUAGAUAAUUGCGAAUUUUCUGUGCCAAUAAAUGAUAAUCAAUACACAUACGAAUGGUUUAUGAACGAACAUAAACAAAAUCAGGACUUUAAACUAUCAAAAAUUAGAGUAAAUGAUUAUUGUACGACAGAAAAACAGCGACUGAAACAGUAUGAACAGUUUACGUUAGAGUUUAAUCAAUUGUGGCAUUUCAAAAUGCUAAAUAGAGAAGAAUUAAAAAUAAAUCUUGUUAAUUUUGCGUUACAAUUACUCAAAGAAAGAUUACCACCACAACUAAAUCUCAAACAUAUUUCAUUAGAAAAUCUUGAUCCAUUAGCAAUUGAGUUAUAUCAAGAAAUUGAAUAUUUUAAUAAACAGUUGCAAUUGGCUCGUUAUCAUGUUAAAAUCAUCGAAAAUUAUCUUAGUUUGGGUUCAGUAUUAUUUUCGAAACACUGGAAACCUAUUGCACUUGCUCUACAAGAACAACGAAUACCCGACUGUUGGAAAACAGUAAAAACUCGAAAUCAGUAUAUUGGUAUAACACAAUGGAUUCAUGAUUGUCGUCGUCGAUUUAAUGAAUAUUAUGCGUGGUUAAAUGCCGAUUUAUCAACUGUACAACAAAUCAAUGCACCAUUUAUUCAUCGAGCAGAAUAUUUGAUACAUGCCCUACGCAUCAUGGAAGCAACACGAUUAAAUGUUGAUAUUCACAAUAUUGUUUGUAUUGGGAAAAUGAACGAUUCAUUGACAAACGAUAAAAAUCGAAACUAUCUUGUAUUCAAUAGUAUGACAAUAAUCAAUGGUUUAUGGGAUUCAACAACUAAUACGAUCAAAUUCACAAGCACAAUUCCUCCCGUAUACGUUUAUGCUGUUGAUCAAAAAUCACAAGAUAAUAUAAAUAUCAAUAGUAGAUGUCCAGUGUACAGUUGUGCAACGCGAGAAACGUAUUUAUUUUCUGUAAAUAUCGAAAAGAAUGAAUUGAAUUCAACAGCAUUCAUUGUAUUGAAUAACGAUGUUGAACAAUCAUCUCCAUUUCGUUUCAACCCCUCACCCUUGCCUAGUGUCACUACUCAGUUGCUCCAACCAUCGGCAAAUAUUUCAACAGCACGGCAUGAUAUGACAAAUGUCAGACAAUCUGUCAACAAUAAUAAUUCACGUCUUGGUGGUAUUAUUAGCCAAUUUUCACAAAAUUCACAAGUAUCACAAAGUACACCCAGAUCUCAAACGCCACAAGAUGUACCUAAAGAUAUUAGAAGAGAUGAACCAAUGUUAGGAUUUUAA